Molecule: messenger RNA, 1257 nt
Organism: Wasmannia auropunctata (little fire ant)
Lineage: Eukaryota; Metazoa; Arthropoda; Insecta; Hymenoptera; Formicidae
Exons: 5
Coding region: 1-1257 (418 amino acids)
Molecular function (GO): nucleic acid binding
Source: RefSeq, a predicted model, not a curated record
AUGGACGAAGCCUUGAGAAUAAUACAAAACUGGUGCAGAGCCAAGGAUCUGAUGGUCAACCCAUCAAAGACCACGACAGUGAUCUUCACCAGGAAAUACAAGCCAGAGCGCAUAGAACCAUUAAAGCUAUGGGGUGUGAGCAUCUCAUAUUCCGGCUCGGCUUGCAAAAAAGCCCUAAGCAAGAACUGGGGCAUUAAAUCCAGGAUUGCCCUGUGGAUCUACGAAACAGUACUAUUACCUAGACUAACGUAUGCAGCAGUGGCCUGGUGGCCCAGGGUGGAGAAAGUCGCAGCAAGGAACCUACUCAAAAGCCUACAAGGGAAUUACUUAAGGGCUGUAGUGGGGGCCAUGAAGACCAUUCCAACAGAGGCGCUGGAAGUAGCCCUCUGCCUACCACCCCUGGAUCAGAACAUCAUCUAUCUGGCCAGACUUAUAGCAUACAGAUUCAUGUGUCAAGAGGAGAAACAUCAGUUGGCUAAUACCUUUAGGGUGUUAAUACCAACUAGAAUGGACUGGAGACGGCAAGGCUUUCUCACUGGUCCGGGAGUGGACCAAUGGUACACGGAUGGAUCGGGGGUAGGCGGCCGCUUCGGGGCAGGGGUGUAUGGACCCACAAUAGAUUACAGAGAGAGCAUACCUGUGGGUGGACUGGCCACGGUCUUUCAGGCCGAGGUGCUGGCCAUCCAUAGGUGUGCCGAGAUCCUAACGGAAACAAGAAGGAGUCGGCACACUAUAUACAUCUGCUCUGACAGCAGAGCAGCUAUAGAGGCCCUUACGAAGACCACUAUUGAAUCAGCAUGUGGACAUCAAGGAAUCCCAGGCAAUGAGGUGGCGGAUGGCCUGGCAAAGGCGGGGACGCAAACGGACACAGGUACACAGGUUGUCGGCGUACCUUAUGCUGCAGGGAAGAAGACCAUCAAAAGCUGGCUCGAGAGCGGGCACGUAACAUUCUGCAGAGCAAACGAACUGCUAUCAAUGAGCAGAAUCAAGGCGAGAGUUGGUGUGGGCCUACUCACGGGCCAUGUGGCCCUCAGAGGUCACCUAUACAAUCUCAGAAUUACCACACAAAAAGAGUGUAGAUUAUGCGGAGAGGAGAGCGAGGACCACAUACACAUUCUGUGUCACUGCCCCGCACUUGUCUGCAAGAGAUACAGAUCCUGGGGCGACAUGUUCGUAAAGCCCAAGGAUCUUGAAGACAAGAAGGUGAACAGCCUCAUAAGACUGGCGACAGACGCCAGGCCAGGGCUGCUACAGUAA